AUGUAUUACCAGACGGCUGGUAGACAAGACCACCUACAUUUCACCACCACAAAAAAAUCGUCUGGCGAUCUUCCAGGUUCGCGAAAUCGAUCAAGAGUAGUCCAGUCUCGACCAUCCCAAGCCGGAAACGUCAAGGAGGAAGUUUCCUAUCCCCCAGUCGUUCUUGCAUGUGACCGGCCCGAAAACACCGUGGAGAAAAAAUCGCCUGUCCACAUUGAUUGGGUACGUCCCAAAAUCGCAGCCUGCCCACGCGAACUUCCCUGUCGGAUGCUGACGCCGUUUUUACAAGCUGCCGACCAACACCAUCUGGGACUGGGGUCGCACAUUCCCCAGACUGACCUAGUCUCGCCGUUCGGCACUUUGGUCGGCUUGGAGCUUUACGACCACGACGAUGAGGUUUGGGAGGAGGCGAAGGUCCCGGCCGCCGCCAAGGCCAGCAAGGGCGGUUUGAAGGCUUAUAUCAACGAGCGCUGCGCCUACCGCGGCAUUGACUUGCCCUAUCCCGACCCCGAGGACGAUAAUGAGCAUGCUGAGAACACCAACACCAACAACAACUACAACAAUCAUUACCACACGCGCAAGCGUCGUCGCGUUGAGAGCCCCGCGGGCGAUGAGAACCGCGCUUCUGCCCCUGGUAGACAGAACAAUAUCGUCGUGGAUGCGGUUGUCGAUGUGUUUCUCGAAGGUAGCAGCGACGAGGUUGACGAUAACCAGGACGACCAAGCGGCAUUAAGCUACGAGGGUAGCGACGACGACCUUGACGAUGACCAGGAGGAAGAGUAG
This is a messenger RNA of Neurospora tetraspora, 783 nucleotides long. RefSeq lists its product as uncharacterized. The record is from RefSeq and is a predicted model, not a curated record. NCBI's taxonomy places the organism in Eukaryota, Fungi, Ascomycota, Sordariomycetes, Sordariales, Sordariaceae. The transcript has 4 exons. Bases 1 to 783 code for a protein of 260 amino acids.